Molecule: messenger RNA, 987 nt
Organism: Cucumis sativus (cucumber)
Lineage: Eukaryota; Viridiplantae; Streptophyta; Magnoliopsida; Cucurbitales; Cucurbitaceae
Exons: 1
Coding region: 68-631 (187 amino acids)
Source: RefSeq, a predicted model, not a curated record
CUUUUCUUUCACAAUUAAAACAAGUGUGAUCAAACAAGGAAAGAAGCUCUAAACUCAUAAAAAAAAAAUGUCUCUAAUCACAGAAGAUAUCAAAGCCAAAGCUGAUGAGCUCUACUAUGGAGAUGAGAUGUGCCAAAUCAAAUCAAGGGAGCUGCUCAAAGAAAUGGAUCUUCCAAAUGGGCUGUUGCCAAUGAAAGAUAUGGAGGAAUGUGGGAUUGUGAAAGAGACGGGGUUUGUUUGGCUGAAGCAGAAGAAAAGCUACACUCAUAAGUUUAAAGACAUUGAUAGGUUGGUUACUUAUGGCACCGAAGUUACAGCCUAUGUGGAGAAAAACAAGGUUAAGAAGCUUACUGGAGUUAAGGCUAAGGAGCUCAUGAUUUGGCUCCCACUCUGUGACAUCUAUGUUAAUCAACCACCGAACGGGAAAAUCACGUUCAAGUCUACGACUGGACUGUCAAGAACUUUCCCCGUGUCAGCCUUUCAGGUUGAAGAAGAAGUCAAGGUUGUGGAAGAGAAGGAGAACAAAGAGAGGGAGAACAAAGAGAAGGAGAAAAAAGAGAAGGAAAACAAAGAGAAGGAAGUAGUGAACGGAGCAGUUGCAGCUGCAGCUAUUGAGGUGAAGGAGGUUUGAGUUUAUUUCUUUGAAGUUACAAGGGGCUCUCUCUUCCUCUUUAUUACUGGUUUGUUGUUGGCUCAAAUAUGUUAGCUAUAUGUUCUUUUUUUUCUUUUUUUUAUGUUGACAGUUUAUUUUAUUGAAUAAACAUUGGUAUGAAGUUUACUUACUGUAAUCGUGUUAAACAAAGCUUUAAAUGGCUUUUCUGGGCGGGGGAGGGAGAUGGAUGACUUUUAGCGAAUGGAAAUGUAUUAUUGUCAAAUAAUUUACACAUAAGAUGUUCAAGGAGAGCCCACAGAUCAAUAUUCAGGCUCUCUCUCAGUUCUAAAAAAAUCUAUUGCCAAUCAACUAUAAUUAAUUGGCUGACAGUAUCA